Messenger RNA from Mus musculus (house mouse), 3679 nucleotides. It is a transcript of the gene Paqr7, whose product is annotated as progestin and adipoQ receptor family member VII. Gene Ontology annotation, biological process: nuclear receptor-mediated steroid hormone signaling pathway. The coding region runs from base 276 to 1313 and encodes 345 amino acids. The transcript is spliced from 3 exons. The record is from RefSeq and is marked validated. Lineage: Eukaryota; Metazoa; Chordata; Mammalia; Rodentia; Muridae. Gene Ontology annotation, cellular component: membrane; plasma membrane.
GACUGCUCCUGGAGAUCCCGGGGCCGGGCCGGGCUGGGCUGGGCUGGGAGUAGAGAAGUGCUCCCCCGGCACGCGGGUUGGGGGUGUGCUCCUAGCUGCAUGCGUGCGGUGCCCAGUGGCGGAAGUGGGCAGGUGGCAGAAGAUGGGGCGAGGCCGAAGACAGCAGGACCCUGACAGCCGGACAGUUAUGUAGGGGAGCACCUCCCGCGUGACUCCUUGAUCUUCAAACUCAGCCCAUCAGAAGUUUUCCUGACUUCUCUUCCGGGCCCUCCGGCAUGGCGAUGGCAGUAGCCCAGAAGUUCAACCACCUUCUGUCCAGCCUGUGGCACGUGGGCCAGAAGCCUCCGCAACCAGAACCUGUGUUUACAGUGGACCGGGCCCAGGUGCCGCCACUUUUCUGGAAGCCGUACAUCUAUGCUGGCUACCGGCCGCUGCAUCAGAACUGGUGUUUCUACUUCCGCACACUGUUUCAGCGGCACAACGAGGCUGUGAACGUGUGGACCCACCUCCUGGCGGCCCUGGCUCUGCUGCUGCGGCUGAUCGGCUUGGCGGCAAGUGUGGACUUCCGGGAAGACCCUCACGCGCUGCCCCUCUUCUUCAUCGUCUUGGCCUCCUUCACCUACCUCUCGUUCAGUGCUGUGGCUCACCUCCUGCAGGCCAAGUCGGAGUUCUGGCAUUACAGCUUCUUCUUCUUGGACUAUGUGGGUGUGGCCGUGUACCAGUUUGGCAGUGCCCUGGCACACUUCUACUAUGCCAUAGAGCCGUCCUGGCAUGACAAGGUGCAGGCUAUUUUCCUGCCCACGGCCGCCUUCCUGGCCUGGCUUUCCUGCGCUGGCUCCUGCUACAACAAGUACAGCCAGAAGCCGGGUCUGCUGGGGCGCAUUUUCCAGGAGGCGCCAUCGGCGCUGGCCUAUGUGCUGGACAUCAGUCCCGUGUUGCACCGCAUCAUAGUGUCUCCCCUCCCUGCCGAGGAGGAUCCCGCUCUUCUCUAUCACAAAUGCCAAGUGGUUUUCUUCCUUCUAGCUGCUGCCUUUUUCUCCACGGUUAUGCCUGAGAGUUGGUUCCCCGGCAGCUGUCACAUCUUUGGGCAGGGACACCAAGUUUUCCAUGUCUUUUUGGUGCUGUGCACUCUGGCCCAGCUAGAGGCGGUGACACUGGAUUAUCAGGCCCGGAGGGGCAUAUACGAGCCUCUGCACGCCCGUUGGCCCCACAACUUCUCUGGCCUCUUCCUGCUCACCGUGGCCAGCAGCAGCCUCACUGCGCUCCUCCUCAGCCAGCUGGUGCGGCGCAAACUCCAUCAGAAGACCAAGUGAAAGCGGGUGGGUGGGAGCUGGCAGGGUGAGAGAAGGUGCUAGGGACAAAAGCCUGGACUUGGCUCCAGAUCGGAACAAGGCCUGGUAAAGCUGGUUCUAUCUGGCAGGCCAUGACUCCCUGCAUACAAGCUCAAUGGCCAAAGUGAUGCUGCUAGCCAAUCCUUGGGCCUGCAGAUUGGCUGGGAGCUGUAGAGCCUUGCUCAGUUCCCUGGGAGGGGCAGAGAUGAAGGACUCCUGACUGCCCCUCCCUUGCCGCCUAUCAGGGCUAAGGGUUGGAGUUCAGCUUUGGUCACCACACUGGUUUGGGGUUUUCAGGUUGCUGGGCGAGAAGACUCAGGCCAGUGUCAAAUUUGAGCAGAGAGGGAGUGGAAGUCUUAGCAGCCACCACCUACCAGAGCUCACUGGUGGAGGGAAAAGAAACAGGCCCAACGAUGGGUAGUGUUUUAACUUCACUGUCCCCUGCACCACAGCCUGGAUCGCUGGGUUCCAGAGAGUCUCCAAAGAUAAGAGAUCCCCUCUCCUGCCCACAUCCCUGCAUCACAGCCCAGCCAGAAAGCCUCACAGCUAGCAUUGGCCUGUAUCUCUUGCACACUGUUUCCAGCUUCUCCCCACAACUCAUUUAUGAUUUUGAGAUAUGACUCCUUAGCUCACUGUUUCCUGGGGCUCCAGGCUUUAGAACCGUUAGGAAUUGUCAAGGAAAACUCAAAGUGCUGACUAGUCAGCACUGCAGGGCACGCAGAGCCUUGGCUUAGGAAGGGUGAGGAGUUUGCAGGCUGAGCUUAGAAGGGCGUUGCAGGCAAAAGGGAAGCCUGUACCGAGAUUCGAGAUGCAGAGAUGCAGGGAGUUCAGGGGGGCUAAAGGCAAGUUUGGUCCCUGGGGCUGAGAGCCAAGGCUGGUCCCUGAUAUGCCCUAGAUUCAAUAAAAUGACUAUGAUAUUGCUUCCUCUUUGUUUUGACUCCUGUUCCAGGGAGGGGCCCUGUUCACAGGAGGUGGGAUUUUUGUGUUUUUUUGGGUUUUUCUUGUUUGCUUUUUUGCAUGAAGCUGCAGGUGCUGAAGGGGUGCAUGUGGAGCCGUAGGGGUUCAUGGUACAUUUUUACCAAAGGGUAGAACUGUAAGACCCCCGGAGCUGGGCCUCUGCUCAAGUCCCGGGAUGAGCUGGCCAACACCCCAACGUCCCAAGAGAUAACCCACCUGAUGCAAAUUGCAAGAGGUUUUAUUAUCAGCUAGCUGAGGACGAACCCCUGGCACCUAGAAGGGCAGGGGAGUUCCACCCAGAGCAGUGACAGUAGAGGGCUUUUAACAGCUAGCUGAGGAGUUGGGAGGAGUUGGGAAGAGUUGGGAGGAGUUGGGAAGAGAGUUCUCUUCCAGGUGUCCUUGGUGAAAUUUACAAGGCAGGAGUGGGGAGUGAGUUCUUUCUGAAUUUUUAUCUCCCGAGUCCUCCGCACAGGAAGGCAGGCAUCUCUGGUUGUAAAGUAUAGAAACAAAAAGGCUUUUUGCUGGCUAUAGAGAACAAAGAGCUUCUUUCUGGCUGUGUUUUUAGAGAUCAGGGAAAACAAGCUUGGGGAACAUUUAGGGGCUUUACCUUCCAGGGAGAAACACUUUAAGUUGGGGUCUCACAGAACUGUUGUUGGGAAUGCAGUGUGUGUGUGUGUGUGUGUGUGUGUGUGUGUGCGCAUGUGUGUAAUUAUAUUCCUAUCUGGCAUUUUGAGGGAUUAAAGAUCGGCCAGAUUGCCAGCCUGGGAAACAGAGAGAUUCUGUCUGGAAGUAAAGAAAGGACUGGGAACUGCUCAUGAAGAGCCUUGCAUGAGACACUUCAUUCAGUCCCCAGAACUGCAGAUGAAUAAGGAAACAGAUAGGACAUGUCCCGCCACUUAUAAUAUAUUCUAAGGGUUUUCGUGUAAUACAUAUGAAAUUCAUAUAUAAAAUUUAUAUAAAACCAGACAUACGAAAAGUUACAAGAAAUAUUCACCCAGGGCUGGAGAGAGGGCUCACUGGUUAAGAGUGUGUCCUGCCCUUCCAGGAGAUCUGAGUUUGAUUUCCAGCACACAUAUUGGGUGGCUCACAAUCUCCUGUAACUCUAAAUAAUAAUUACAAACUUUCUUUUAGUUCUGCUUUGAACUGACAGAGAUCUGCCUGCCUCUGUCUCUCAAGUGUUUGCAUUUAAGCCUCCCAUGCCUGCUAGACAAGCACUCUAACAAAUGAAGUUACAGCCUCAUCCCUGGAUUCCAAUUUUGUUUCUUUUGUUUUUUUUUUUGAAACAGUGUUUCUCUGUCCUGGAACUUGCUCUGUACACCAGGUUUGUUUUGUAACUCACAGAAAUCCACCUGCCUCUGCUGGGAUUAAAGGCCUGUGGUUCCACCACCCAA